This is a messenger RNA of Plasmodium vivax (malaria parasite P. vivax), 603 nucleotides long. RefSeq lists its product as hypothetical. The transcript has a single exon. Lineage: Eukaryota; Apicomplexa; Aconoidasida; Haemosporida; Plasmodiidae. Bases 1 to 603 code for a protein of 200 amino acids. The record is from RefSeq and is a predicted model, not a curated record.
AUGCACGAGCUGGGGGAGGGCGCCCGGGAGGAGGAGGCCGGCGAACUGGUGGAAGUGAGCAUCAACAAGAUCGCCAACAAGCUGGCCAACAUCCUCUACAUCACCAGCGUCUCCAUGAAGGAAAACUUCGCAGCGCGCAACGCCAUGCAGUACGCCAAGUUCAUCAAUGACAUGAAAUCCUACUGCGUAAACUUCAUCCAGGCAGUGAACAAUAUCAUUUCAGAAUUUUACAGCUGCACCUGCUUGCCUGUGCAUACGAUCCCCAGGAACCCAUACAACAACAUACAGGACGUGGGCACCAUUACCAGUAACCUCAGUGUAGACGAUGGGGCGGACAAAAUAAAACAAAACAGGAACACGCUGCACACAUUCAGAACGGCCUAUGCCUCAGCAAAUUUCAACACCAUCCUCAAACAUAUUGAGCACUUCAACGAUAACGUUUACGCCGCUCUGAGCAACAUACAGCAAGCUAAGGCUUCCCCCCAAGCGUAUGCAGACACGCAGACGUACGGAACUGUGCUCUCCGACCGUUUGAAGAGCAGGGAGCGGGACAGCGAGCACUUGGAGCUGUACGUCGCCCAGCUCACCUACGGCCUCUUCUGA